CGCCCCCUGAAUCAUUACUUCCCUUUACCUUUCACCUGUUUCUCUCUACUUUCAGUAGCGGCUCGUUCUCUCCGCUAAUACAUGCGGAUUAUCCCCUCUGUUCUACUUUAUAUCAAAUUCUCUCUCUUUCGCUCUGCAUGCUUUCCUCUUCAAUUUAUUUCACUUGUUUUCCCCUAUAUACUACUUGUUAUUAGCUUUACAAGUCUGAAUCCAACAACUCAAAGCUCUAUUUAAUGCUUACAGUGCCUGAUCCUUACCUCCCAUUACCCUUCUUUUCAUGUUCAAAUUCAAUUAGGCCGUAUAUAUCAUCAACUCCGAAGUGGUAGGUUCGUUAAUCAACGUUUCUUGUAACUGACGCCGAAUGCCAGUAAAUAUCAAUUAACCACUGCGGGAUUCAACCAUAGCUACGGUUUGAAAAUUGGCCCAGUCAAGAUUUGCAAGAAGAUACUGUCAUUGGAUAAAUGGCAACUUCAGCUUCAAAUUCAGUUACAAACUCCCCUAUAUCCUCCGCUGCUCACUCUCCUCCCCCUCCACAACAUCAGGAGGUUUCAAGCCCCACUGUUCCUGAAGAGUCAAAGGAGAAAGUGGUCAAAGAUCCUCUUGAUGAUAUGGAGAGCCGACAGAUUGAGAAGUUCAAGAGGUAUGAGGUUGAGUCCAGCAGAUAUUUAAUGUCCAAGUACUUCUCGGACAAGACAAUUUUUGGAGGAAACAUCUUUGACGUAAAAAUGACUAUAAACGGAGAGCAAGUAAAAGUAAGCAGAUUUCCUGGGUACCAAUCAUAUGCAGAUCCUGCUAAUUUUAAUGAUGAUAGCAGUAGCGACACAAUUUCUACAGUGGAAACUACACCACUGAGUGCUAAUGGGCAGCAACCUUCCAAUAAAGGCUACUAAUCUUAGAAUUUCUUUCCUUUACCAUCCUCUUAAUCAGUAGAAAUCUCCUGCACUUAUAAUAAAUCUGAAAUUUUUUGUAGAUCAUCUAGCAAUGCGGAGAAACUUAUAUAACUUUUAGCAAUAUCUGAGGACAAAAAUAUUAACUUGCUUGGAAUUGAGGCGUAGUUAUAAUUGUUAUUGUUGUUGUAUUCUGAGGACAACGAUAAGAAUUUGGACCGCUGGUUGGUUGCUUGUCCCUAA
Nicotiana tabacum (common tobacco) is the source of this 1130-nucleotide messenger RNA. RefSeq lists its product as uncharacterized. The record is from RefSeq and is a predicted model, not a curated record. NCBI's taxonomy places the organism in Eukaryota, Viridiplantae, Streptophyta, Magnoliopsida, Solanales, Solanaceae.